Molecule: messenger RNA, 1353 nt
Organism: Amborella trichopoda
Lineage: Eukaryota; Viridiplantae; Streptophyta; Magnoliopsida; Amborellales; Amborellaceae
Source: RefSeq, a predicted model, not a curated record
GUCUUGAAUAAACCGUACCCUUUAGUUGUCUCUACCAAAAGCCUCUCGCCAUGAAUGAAGAAACCACCACCGGAAGCAACACCACCAUGACCACCACAAAGGGAAAAACCAACCGCAUACUUCUCCUCCUCACUGUCCUCCUCCUCGUGGUCGGAGCCUCCGGCGCCCCCCUCGUCUCCCGCCUCUACUUCAUUCACGGCGGCCAACGCAAGUGGCUCACCGCCUGGAUACAAACAGCGGCUUUCCCCAUCCUGUUGAUUCCUCUCUUUCUCUCCAAAAUUUCCAGCACAAAAACCUCACAAUCUCAAAGAAGACAGUCCCAUCUUACCUUUCCCUUGGCCCUUCAAAGUGCCAGCAUAGGCCUGCUUAUCGGCAUCGACGACUACAUGUAUGCUUUCGGUCUCUCUUACCUCCCCAUUUCAACCUCCACUCUCCUGGUUUCAACUCAGCUUGGCUUCACCGCCUUCUUCGCGUUCUUAAUUGUUGGCCAAAGGUUCACUGCCCAUACAAUAAAUGCUGUGGUUUUGUUGAGCUUGGGUUCGGUCUUGUUGGGGAUCAGGGCCAGCAGUGAUAGGCCUGAGGGCGUGACGGGUGCACAAUAUGGGCUCGGGUUUGUGCUCACACUCGGUGCUGCUGCUCUUAUUGGUUUGGUGUUUCCUUUGAUUGAGUUGGUGUAUGUGAAGUCUAAGCAAAUUGUGACGUUUGGGCUGGUCAUGGAGAUGCUUCUUGUUAUGUCGGUGGUGGCCACAGGGUUCUGCACAAUAGGAAUGGUUAUCAACAAGGACUUUCAGGUUAUUUCAAGAGAGUCAAAAGAAUUUGGAUUGGGAGAGUUUAAGUACCAUUUGACAGUGGUGGCAAGCGGCAUAUUGUGGCAAGUUUUCUUAAUCGGAAGUUUCAGUUUCAUCUUGUACACCUCUUCUCUCCUCAAUGGCAUUCUUUUGGCAGUGCAAUUGCCUUUGACCAGCAUAUUAGCAGUCAUCUUUUUCCAUGAGAAGUUUAGUGCAGAAAAGGGCAUGGCCCUGGUUUUAUGUUUGUGGGGGUUUGCCUCUUACUACUAUGGAGAACACAUUCAAUCAAAGAAGAGGGAGGAGGUUGUAAGGGAUAUAGAGAUUAACCACUUGUAAUAGCCAUAAGAUAUUAAAGGGGAUCCUCAUGCCUGGUUGGACUCCAAAAUCCAACUAAUCAACCCAGUUGUCUGAAGCAGAACUUAGAAAACACGAACUGGGUGUCGACUUGGACACUCGAAUUUGAGUCGGCUCACUGAUUCCUGUUUCAGUGAGCCAAUUUUGGGUGAGUCAGUCCUGAAAAACCACAUGUCAGUUGUGAAUUCAAGUUGUGGAAAUUUUGUUCCAA